AUGACAACCACACAACCAGAAUACCGAGACCCAAAAAAACCAAAAGCUGUUUAUGUAUAUACAAUUGCUCAAGAGUCACGCUAUUUGAUUAUUGAAAAUGUACCCAAUUUAGGUGUGAUUGAUCAACUUGUUCAGUUAUGUAACUCGUUUGGUCAAGUGGAAGAACAUCGUAUGCUUGAUAACCAUACUUCCAGUACAGACUAUGCAGAUGUCAUUUGGAUUAAAUAUCAUGAGAUACGUUCAGCAAGGUUAGCAAAGCGUAAAUUGGAUAACACGCCCUUUUUUACCAGUCUACUAUGUGUGAAUUACGCUCCUGAAUACGAGACAUGGCAAGAUAUACGUGACAAAUUCAAUGAUCGAUAUCAAACAGUUCUUGCUAAACUUUCACAAGAUAAAAAGAAAAAAAUAAGACAUUUUGUUGAAGAACAAGUAUUAAUUUAUGAUUCGCCUAAAGAAGAAGAGAAAGCUGAUUCUAUUUCUCAAGAUACACUUCCAACAGUAAAAAAACGAAGAAGAAUCUAA
Molecule: messenger RNA, 522 nt
Organism: Gilbertella persicaria
Lineage: Eukaryota; Fungi; Mucoromycota; Mucoromycetes; Mucorales; Choanephoraceae
Exons: 1
Coding region: 1-522 (173 amino acids)
Cellular component (GO): nucleoplasm
Molecular function (GO): RNA binding
Source: RefSeq, a predicted model, not a curated record